Drosophila sulfurigaster albostrigata is the source of this 2324-nucleotide messenger RNA. It is a transcript of the gene Pbp49, whose product is annotated as snRNA-activating protein complex subunit 3. Gene Ontology annotation, molecular function: core promoter sequence-specific DNA binding; bent DNA binding; RNA polymerase II cis-regulatory region sequence-specific DNA binding. Gene Ontology annotation, biological process: snRNA transcription by RNA polymerase III; snRNA transcription by RNA polymerase II. NCBI's taxonomy places the organism in Eukaryota, Metazoa, Arthropoda, Insecta, Diptera, Drosophilidae. Bases 1 to 1167 code for a protein of 388 amino acids. The transcript has a single exon. Gene Ontology annotation, cellular component: snRNA-activating protein complex. The record is from RefSeq and is a predicted model, not a curated record.
AUGGAGCAUGCAGUAGAGGCACCGCAACCGCCAAUAAGUCUAAGUAAAUUCCUAGACGAAUUUAAAAAGAGCUAUUCAUCAGAAGGCACUGUGCCCUUUUACUUUGACAAGAAGUUAUCCUUCAACGAGGAUGUGAAGGCCAGUUGCUCUUUGGAGCUGCUCGCCUCUCCAGACGACAAUUUAAUUACCAACUUCGAACCUGGCACGGAACUGCAACGCCCCCAAGUCCCAAAGCCGCAACCAAAUAAACAUAUACCCAAAAUCUACACAGCCAUCAGUGAGCAUAAAGCAAGUUCACGACGUAAUCCAUUUUCCCGAAGUCAAUAUAGUUAUCGCCUAGUGCCGGAACCGAAGUCCAAUGGAGCUGUAAUACUUGAGGAGUUCGAACUUCAGAUUACAGCCCGCAUCUAUAGACCACCACGUACCGCACAUCGCGACUACAAACUGGAGCGUCCUGUCUUUGCCGAGGAAUUCCUCUGCUUGGGCUCCAACUAUCUAAGCGAGUUGCGUGACAAAAUCAACUGCGUUUGCAAUGGUCGGAGGUUGGUGGACAUAAGCGAGCAACCAGAUGCGGAGUUGCCAGUGCUGGACACUGAUCCUGCUUAUUUUUUCAUUUACGAUACAUUCUACAAUGACACACGCAAUCCCAACAAUUGUGAUUAUUCGCAAACCGUCUUGAACUGGGCGAAGACUGCACACGGUCUGCAACAGAAGCAAUUCCAGGUGGCGUCCAUGGAACAGACGAGAUUCAUAGAUCUCACUGUGAGUCUGGGCGCACCUAUACAAUACCUGCAUCACGGCGCCUGCGAGCAUUUGUUUGUGUUUUCACAAGUGGAAGUGUUGCGUCCUCACACCAAAUACCUCGAUCGCAGUCUGUAUCCCUUGAUGCGGGCCCUCAACAGUUUUAAUCGCCGGGCGUGCUUUUUGUGCGGUCAGCGUGCCUAUCAUUUUAUUGUGGAGCAGUCGACACGCCAGCUCUACGACCCCUCAUAUCUAUGUCGUAGUUGUUUCUACAGUUUUCACUAUGUGGAUGGCAAAAAAGUAGGAAACUUCAAGGCAUAUCGCUUGUACGACCACACAGGAGAAAGAGAUGAUGAUGAGUCCGAAAGCCAGGAUAAACAACACAGCGACAGCGAUAAUAGUUUUGAAUUAGAGGAGGCAACUUAAAUGUAUUUCAAGUUUAAUUUAAUAUUUUUUAUUUUGAUAAAAUAUAUGCAAAACAUAAAUGAUGCAUACGCGGUUUUGUUGAAUAAAUGUCAUACACACUGUAACAAUAGUUGAUCAUCGAUAUGAUCAUGUCGUUAAAUAUAUAUUUAAUUUUUAUAUACUUAUAUAUUUGUUUUGUAGUAUAUUAGCAAAAGUUAGUGUCGACAUUAGGAAUCAAAAUGCAAAUGUAACGCAAAUCAGUUGAGCUCUUAACAAAUAGUUGAUAUCUCUUUCGAGACCCUUUUCGCUUUAGUCAUACUAUAUAAAUACUUUAUAGUGUAGCAAUAUCAAUGGUUGGGCAUACAUAGAGUUGACCAAGAGCAAAUUGGGUGUAAAACUGGGGUAGUUAAUACGACUAAUUUGUUGCCAAUAACAUAUGUGUGAUGUAUUCUAUAUAAAUAUGUAUGUAUGCAUGUAUAUACGAAUACAAAUACUUAUGGACUUACAAUAGCUAAUACAGUUAUAGAGUAAAAACAUACAUAUUUAGGUUGUAGGUUUUAUAAGUUUAUCAAUUUUUCGUUUGUGCGUGUUUAAUUGCUUGUUUCCUUUGACUUGUUCAAAAAACAAAAGUUUUUCUGCGUUUCCUUUCCUUGCAAGCAAUACCAUCAAUAUCAAUUACUUUAUUAGUAAUAUUUUGGCAGUGCCUUUAGCUGCCUUGCGAACCUCUUUGGUUUUGUCACUGUCGUUUUUAAAGCUAUCACCAGCAGCUGAUACUUGGCAAUGUAUUGUUGGCCUAGCUUUGGAAUACCAAUUCACGCUCAACGGACAGAUACUCCAACAUUUGCGCCGGCACCGGCAACUUGGCCAGAUCAGCCAUUGGCAUUUGUCGCUGCAGCACACGACGGCACAAAUCCUGCAGCUUGGGCAUAUUCAAGUAGCGGCUCAACGGAUACUUGAGUAUGACUGGAAACGGUGGCUGCAUUUCGUUUGGCACUUUCACAAAGCAUACGAAAUUAUCGUUCGUACAGCGAUGCAAAAUGUCCUCGAUCAUCUCCACAAUUGAUUCAUAUUUCAAUUCCUCAAAGUGCCAAAAUUGAUCGCGAUAUUCCAGGCGAUAAUGUAACGUCACAUUGACAAUGCGAAAGCUGAGCGUAAAUUGGGAACCGCUCGUUUCGGAA